Topomyia yanbarensis is the source of this 3439-nucleotide messenger RNA. Its product is annotated as high affinity cationic amino acid transporter 1-like. Gene Ontology annotation, biological process: transmembrane transport; amino acid transport. Gene Ontology annotation, cellular component: plasma membrane. Bases 970 to 2859 code for a protein of 629 amino acids. Lineage: Eukaryota; Metazoa; Arthropoda; Insecta; Diptera; Culicidae. The transcript is spliced from 6 exons. Gene Ontology annotation, molecular function: amino acid transmembrane transporter activity. The record is from RefSeq and is a predicted model, not a curated record.
UGUAUAUUGUUGUUUUGCAACAUAUUAAAAAUAACAACCUAACUUAGUACGUUGAUUUCACGAAACGAUACUGUUAUCAGUCAUUUUGACUUUUUAGAUAAUUCAGGAAUCCUGGGAAUUAAAAAGGGACACUUUGCCCCGGUAGGUCGUAUUAUACCCUUUUACCCCAGUCCCUGUUUCCCUCUCCUUCGCUUAGCGCCUGUUCUUGUACGUCAACAUAGUUGUCUUCUAAUUACGGCUUUUGAAUCACAGUGCACUGCGUACUGGCGCAGUGCCACCGGGGAAAAUAUGCUGUCGGUGGACUGUAAAGAUAAGUGGGCUGUCUGGGAAUCCAGAACAUGAACGUUUUGAGUGGUUUGUAUUAAAUUGUAACUUGUGAAAAUGCACGUAAAUCGGCUAUAGUUAAUUGUAACGAUCGAAAAAAAAACACUUGACUGUAUACAAUCAAAAUAGCCACAUGCGCAAAUAGAUAUACCCGCGACUUAUUGACAGAAACAGUGUCAGUCUUGAUAGAAACAGGGGUGGAAAUCACUGAAGGUUGGAAAAUGGUGCAUAGCUAAUCUAUUAGUUCAAUUUAUAUUAAAGCACCAUUUUAUGUGAAAUUGGAAAGCACGUACAACCGACAACCGCCAACGCCAGCCAACGACACAUCCCAUUGCCAUCCACAUCGCGUGCCUGCUGCCUCCAUAGGCCGACAACGAUCAGUCACAAUCAGAUGAUGAUAGCCGGCUUCUGCUUUGGCUUCGGAAGAUCGCACACACAGAGAACACCGAUUCGUGACGUACAACAAGCGACUGGAAGUAUACUAAACCUCACUACUAUGCAGCCCGACCGAACGGGGCCGUACGGGAGAACCCUGACCUACCAUAACGUUCGCUGAGACAACCUCGAAAAAGACCAGCAAAGCAAAACCAGCGACAAGUUUACUAUACCCGUUUACUAAAAGUCACAAACCGAUCGCAGAAAAGCAUGCGGCAAAGUGGGCGGUGUAGUCGAUUUUGGGCAGCGCUCACGCGCAAAAAACGCAACGAAGAUGACGGAAGUGAUUCGCAGCUCGCGCGUGUUCUCUCACUGCUGGAUCUGACCGGAUUGGGGGUGGGCAGUACGCUCGGACUGGGUGUUUACGUGCUCGCCGGAUCGGUAGCCCACGAGCAGGCUGGACCUGCCGUAGUCGUUUCGUUUCUGGUGGCGGCCGUUGCAUCGGCGAUUGCUGCCCUGUGCUAUGCGGAGUUUGCUGCGCGCGUUCCGAAAGCUGGGUCCGCUUACAUCUACAGCUAUGUUAGUAUUGGGGAAUUCGCGGCUUUUACCAUCGGCUGGAAUCUGAUAUUGGAGUAUGUGAUCGGCACAUCCAGCGUCGCCCGUGGUAUGAGCGGCUACAUUGACGCCCUGAUCGACUACAAGAUGAGCAAAGCUAUGCGAGAUGCGAUGGGCAUGAACGUUGACUUCCUGUCGGAUUAUCCCGAUUUCUUCUCGUUCACGGCGAUUCUCAUCCUGUCGGCCUUGCUGGCGUAUGGUGUCAAGGAAUCCACCCUUAUGAACAACAUCUUCACCGGCGUGAAUCUGUGCGUUAUAGCAGUCGUCUUGGUUACCGGGGGCAUGAACAGUGAUACUGCAAACUGGAACAUUCGUCCGGAGGAUGUUCGACCGGAAGAUAUUCCAGCGGGUGUUGAUAUAGGACAAGGUGGAUUCGCGCCGUAUGGUUUCGCUGGAAUUAUGGCCGGAGCAGCCAAGUGCUUCUACGGAUUCGUAGGAUUCGACUGUAUCGCUACUACGGGAGAGGAAGCGAAAAACCCUAGCCGAAACAUUCCGCUGGCUAUUGUCAUUUCGUUGAUAAUUAUAUUUUUUGCCUACUUUGGUAUCUCAACGGUACUAACUAUGGCGCUUCCUUACUAUCUGCAAGAUCCAGGAGCUCCGUUUCCACAUCUGUUCGAGCAACUAGGGUGGCACGAAAUCAAAUGGAUCGUUUCGAUUGGUGCUAUAUUUGCACUUUGUACGAGUUUAUUGGGCGCUAUGUUCCCUUUGCCACGUGUUCUCUACGCUAUGUCAAAUGAUGGCGUUAUCUAUAAGAAAUUACAAACCGUUCAUCCGAAAACUCAAACUCCCAUUCUGGCCACCGUUUUAGCCGGUUUACUAGCUGCAACUAUGGCCUUGCUAUUUAAUCUGCAGCAAUUGAUUGAUAUGAUGUCGAUUGGGACGUUGAUGGCCUACACCAUUGUGGCGGUUAGUGUUCUAAUACUGCGAUAUGAGGACAACAGUUUGAUGGAUUCUACGGAGAUUACCAUACCGAAUGUGUUCAAUCAAUUGUUUAACACGGCUAAGCGUGCGGAUCCUACCCGACUGUCGGCAGCGAUUGUGAAGAUUGGAAUUUGUCUUUUCGCUAUUUGCAUUUGCGCUAUAUGUAGCAUACUGGUAAUUGCUACCGACAAGAUCUCAACCGAUUACCCAGGUAUCAUCGCAGCUCUAUCCGUUCUGGCCGGUGUAAUGAUCUUGCUGAUGAUCAUCACUGCCUGCCAACCGACGGACAAAACCAAGCUGACCUUCAAAGUUCCUCUAGUGCCUCUGCUGCCUAUGUUAAGCGUGUUCUUCAACCUUUAUCUGAUGUUCCAGCUGGAUUCUGGAACUUGGAUCCGGUUUGCAGUGUGGGUUGCCAUCGGUUACUUCAUCUACUUUACCUACGGAAUCCGUCACUCGGUUGAAGGGGAAAUUGCAAAGCAGAAAGCGGCCAACGCCGAUAUGAACGGGAAAAACGGAUUCGAUAACAACGGAUUCGACGCUGGUCAAGGCCGGAUAUUUUCGGCUAUUCCGGACGAGCACCCGCGAAAGCCUUCUAAAAAUUCUUACACUUUUCACAGUGAAUAGCAAAGGGCAUUUACAUCUAGUUUCUUAAAAAAUCAACGUGAGAUAUUUAGGGAUUGAGUACAAAGCAGAACAGCACCGCGAGUGCAAUGCCAAUCAACCGGGUCCAUCGCAGAGACAUUAGAUUUUAUAUCAGCUCUCUCAAAUUGUUAAAUAUUUUGCCAAUCCAAGGCAGGCAGCUUCUUUGAGGCGCUGAUAGACCAAGUCAUUCCAGUGUAAUAUUCUUACCACAGGCAGCAAAUCUUUGUAUCGUAUUUAACGUAACAAAUGAUAGUUGAGUGAUAUUGCAAUGUGUAAAGUAUUUAUCCAAAUGUAAGAUUAUCAGUUUAUAGGCAGAAGGUCUGUCGGGCUCCGCGACGCCUCUAAACUAUGCUUGUGAUAGAAGAAAUUAGGAUAAGUUUUAUCAAAAGAUGUGAGGAAAGCGCGACAAUAUUUUAAUCGUGUACAGUGUCAGUGUUAACGGAGAUAACCUCGUUUUGAAACAUGUGUGUACAUCAUGGUUGAGCCAAAUUAUGUUCAAUGUGUAAGAUAAUUAAAAUCCAAUAAAUCAAGGUUAUCAUUUCUCAGUUAUCACAACCACAAA